UCGGAUAAAAAGCAGCACAGAAGUAGAUGUAACUGUUCUUUUGUGAAUAAAUGGAUGAUCCAAAAAGUUAAACUUUCACCACCUGACUUCUUUUUGUGCCAGCAGGUGGCCCCUGGUUUAACCAAUAUAAACAGCCGGUCUGCACAGUUUCCAGUCAGAGAGCUGCUGUUACAACACGCUUUUUAAAGAUGGCAGCGUCUCAGUUCAAAAUAAUCAAGUUAGUAAAACUCCUCGUUGGCGUCUUGUUCCUGACAGCUGUAGCUUUAUUCACUGCAGCGUCUMUCAGGACUCUGUCACUGGACGUGAAUGCGGGACUUCAGCUCGCUCACUGGGAAAGGACGAACAACAUCUCUCUUGUCAUAAAUCAACAACAGAGAGAGGAGCUAUUAGCGCGCUUUAAAGAGGCAAUCAGGAUCCCAACGGUGUCAUUCUCUGAGACGGAGCAAAACACCACAGCACUGCGUGAAUUUAGUCUUUUCCUCCGUAAAGCCUUCCCUACGGUUUUCUCCUCCAGCCUGGUUCAUCAUGAGAUGGUGGCUAAUUACAGCCACCUGUUUCGGGUGGAGGGAUCACAGCCUGACUUAUUGCCGUACAUGCUGCUGGCCCACAUUGAUGUAGCACCUGCCACUGAAUCAGAUGGCUGGGAGGUYCCCCCCUUUUCUGCCAAAGAGAUAGAUGGCUUCAUUUAUGGUAGAGGAACCAUAGAUGAUAAGUACGGUGUAAUGAGCAUACUUCAAGCGUUGGAAUUCUUGCUGCUGAAGGGCUACGCACCACGCCGGGCAUUUUACAUUGGUUUGGGUCAUGAUGAAGAAGUCAAAGGCUACAACGGAGCAUCGAACAUUGUGCGCCUGAUGAAACAGCGUGGCGUGAAGCUGUCAUUUGUCCUGGACGAAGGCCUGGGUGUAGUSGAUGGUGUCAUCGAUGGUCUCCAAGGACCUGCUGCUCUAAUUGGGGUGAGCGAGAAGGGCUCAGCCGACGUGAAGCUCAGUGUGUCUGUGGCUCCGGGUCACUCCUCGAUUCCACCCAGAGAGUCCAGCAUUGGGAUUUUGGCUUCAGCAGUUAAAAGACUUGAAGACAACCCCAUGCCGAGGUUUUUUGGUUAUGGGCCCGAAAGAGAAACCUUUGAACAUCUGGCUCAUAAGUUUAACCUUCCAAUAAAGUUUAUAUUGUCAAACUUAUGGCUGUUCUCCCCAGUCCUUGCCAGAUUGCUCGAAAGAAAACCACACUCUAAUGCUUUUGUUAGGACAACCAURGCAUUGACCAAGUUUAAUGCAGGAAUUAAAUCGAACAUCCUUCCGUCCCUGGCUGAAGCUCAUGUAAACCUACGAAUCCACUCAGCACAAACAGUGCAGGAGGUCCUGGAAYUUAUCCAGGAAACCAUCAUGGACCCGCGGGUGAAGGUAGAGCUCAUUGAUGGAUUUGAUCCCCUGCCUGUCAGCUCCUCCGAUGAGAGGUCUUUCGGCUUUCAGAUCAUUAAGAAAACAAUGUGGGACUUGUUUCCAACAGUUGCAGUUGCUCCAGGUAUUUGUGUCGSGAACACGGACAGUCGGUAUUUUAAAGACCUGACCGGUGAUAUUUAUCGCUUUGCUCCUGUCUGGUUUAAACCAGGUGAUCUUCAAAGAUUCCAUGGGAUAAAUGAAAGGAUUUCCAUAAAGAACUAUGAGGAGAUUAUUGUGUAUUUUUUUAAUCUGAUUCAAAACUGUGACAUUCAGAAGCUCCCUGAGCCGCACAGCUCAUUACACGAAUUCUGAGGAACCAGCGUUUCCGUUACGUGCUCUGAGUUUACUGAAGCCCGGUCCUGCUUCAGUACAACAGUUCUGUGUGCGCUGUUGGAUUUUUUUUCCAGAUGAUUAAUUUCUUAAAGCAAAAUUAAKUCACUCUUCUGAACUAAAAGGUAUAAUUUGGUAGAGCCUUAUAAGAGACUGUAYUGUUUAAUCCACACAGGAUGCUAUGAAUGUAUCAGCUUUGUGGAGACCUUUUUAAACAAAGUUUUUGUUAAAUGUGCAGGUGCGAUUUAUUCCGAAUUCAUGGUGGUGCAGUACACCGAUACAAAUCAACAGUUUUUGAGAAUUUGAUGUGUUUACAGGGAUUUUAGCAUAUAUGGGUGGCAUUUUGGUUAGCAGUGUUGCUUCACUGAAGUUCUGGGGUUAGGCUCUCACCAACGUGGAGCUUUGCAUGUUCUCCUUCUGCGUGUGUGGAAUUUCUCCAAAUUCUUGAGUUUCCUACGACGGUUCAAAAAUCAGCCUGUUGGAGACAGAUUGGUGACCUGUCCAGGGUCUAUCUCACCUCUCACUUGUUGACUGAURACUCCAUUAUACCCAUAAAAACAAAAACUGCAUCCAUACGCAUCCACAUAGCAGCCAGAUAUGUUGUGAAGCUGGCACUGCUGGCAUGGCGAGUGUUUUGUCCACCAGAUGYCGCCAGGUUUGGCRACGACUGCAUGCUUCARUUGGCCCAUUGGGGUUUGGUUUAUGUAGUGCUGGCCCAUGCUCUGGUGAACCACAAAAGGAGCACCAAAGKGUUGUCGUUCUUUGCAGUAUCUGGGCCUUGUGUGGGCCAAAUAGUUUUAUUUAACUGUAAUGCAUUAUACAGUUUUCCUGCUCAAUAUCCAAUGCGGUUUGCUGUGUGUUAAUGGAAAAUGACUGAAAACCAUCUUUUUUUGACUGGCUGGUCUUAUGGACUUUCCUGAACUGCUUUAAAACAGAGUUUUAUCAGAAGCACUGUAGUUUUAUCUCUUUGCUGCACCUUAAUGCACCAUAGCAAAUACAAAAAUAGCACCRGGACCAACUAUUCUUAUUGAUGGAAAACUACAGAAACCAUAAUAAUUAUUAACUAAAACAAAGAUGUUUACUGAGGUUAAUGACAUGAAACUUGUUAGCUCACAUGUGAAAAUCAGAUAAUGAGGAUCUGUAAAAGACCUUUGAGCUUACAAAAGCAACCCAACAACUUGUAUAAUGUACUUAUUUUUGGAUUCAGAUGUUCUUUUUUUCAACAUUAAGAGUUUUUUGGAUAUUUUGUAAGUCUGCAAAUGCAUAAAUUUUGAACAUAACCAAUAAAGCCAAUAAACCAGAUACAUAAAAUCUUAGAGGUAAAAUAAUGGAUGUUCUUUCCCUUGGGACUUUAUACAACUCUUUGAGUAUUCUCACUCGUCACUGAUGAGUAUAGCAGGAGUAGUGGGGAGUACAGUGUCUUGCUGAAAGACAUGUCGGCAUGCUCAUUCAGAAAUAGAAAAAAACAUUCUGUGCUGUCCAUUUUAUUCAAACACAGCGUAAAAGCUGACAUUCAAAGCAAUUGUAAAUAUCUUUUUCUAAUUGAGCUUAAACUUUUUUUUAAUUAAGUGAAAAUAAAGUCCAGAAAGCAAAACAAAAA
Molecule: messenger RNA, 3369 nt
Organism: Austrofundulus limnaeus
Lineage: Eukaryota; Metazoa; Chordata; Actinopteri; Cyprinodontiformes; Rivulidae
Gene: pm20d1.2
Product: peptidase M20 domain containing 1, tandem duplicate 2
Exons: 13
Coding region: 189-1751 (520 amino acids)
Biological process (GO): amino acid metabolic process; lipid metabolic process
Molecular function (GO): hydrolase activity, acting on carbon-nitrogen (but not peptide) bonds, in linear amides
Source: RefSeq, a predicted model, not a curated record